This is a messenger RNA of Castor canadensis (American beaver), 2570 nucleotides long. It is a transcript of the gene Capn10, whose product is annotated as calpain 10. The record is from RefSeq and is a predicted model, not a curated record. Gene Ontology annotation, biological process: proteolysis. NCBI's taxonomy places the organism in Eukaryota, Metazoa, Chordata, Mammalia, Rodentia, Castoridae. Gene Ontology annotation, molecular function: calcium-dependent cysteine-type endopeptidase activity.
ACGGAGCUGGCAGGAGCUGUAGCCAGGUCGGAACCUGCAGGUCUCCUGGGCGAGGCAGGCGGGGACGGCGGUGGCGGCCUCCCUCCCGGGCUGCUGUCGAACCUACUAGCUGCAGAUGGGAGCCCAGAACACCGAAGAUGUGGGCGGGCCUAGGCGAGACGCCGGCGCGGGAGCUCUUCCGGGACGCCGCCUUCCCGGCCUCGGACUCGUCGCUGUUUUUCAACUUGUCCACGCCGCUGGCCCGGUUUCGGGAGGACAUCACGUGGAGGCGGCCGCAGGAAAUUUGUACCACACCCCAGCUAUUUCCAGAUAACCCAUGGGAAGGACAGGUGAAGCAAGGGCUGCUGGGGGAUUGCUGGUUCCUGUGUGCCUGCGCUGCCCUACAGAAGUGUCGGCACCUCCUGGACCAGGUCUUCCCUCCAGGACAGCCAAGCUGGUCUGACCAGGCCUACCAUGGCCUCUUCACCUGUCGAAUUUGGCAGUUUGGACGCUGGGAGGAGGUGACCAUAGAUGACCGCCUACCUUGUCUUGCAGGGAGACUCUGCUUCUCCCGGUGCCAGAGAGAGAAUGUGUUCUGGCUCCCCUUACUGGAAAAGGCCUAUGCCAAGGUCCAUGGAUCCUAUGAACACCUGUGGGCAGGGCAGGUGGCAGAUGCUCUGGUGGACCUAACUGGUGGCCUGGCAGAAAGGUGGAACCUGAAGGACUUAGCAGAAACCAGAGGCCAGCAAGACAAAGCCCAUAGCUGGGAGCACAGGACUUGUCGGCAGCUGCUUCGCCUGAAGGACCGGUGUCUGAUCAGCUGCUCUGUGCUCAACCCCAGAGCAGGUGCCAGGCUGCUGGGGGAGUUCCAUGCCUUCAUCAUCUCUGAUCUCUGGGAGCUCCAGAGUCAGGCUGGCCAGGGCAUCCUGCUGCUGCGGAUUCAGAACCCCUGGGGCCGGUGCUGCUGGCAGGGACUCUGGAGAGAGGGGGGUGAAGGGUGGAAGCAGGUGGAGCCGGCCGAGCAGUCUGAGCUCCUGUCCCAGCUCCAGGAAGGAGAGUUCUGGGUGGAGGAGGAGGAGUUCCUCAGGGAGUUUGACGAGGUCACCAUUGGCUACCCAGUCACACAGGCUGGCCACCUACAAAGCCUCUACACAGAGAAGGUGUUGUGCCAUGAGCGGGCCCUGCCUGGAGCCUGGGUUGUGGGGCAGUCAGCUGGAGGCUGCCGGAACAACAGCUGCUUUCCCUGCAACCCUAAGUUCUGGCUGCGGCUCUCAGAACCCAGUGAGGUGUACAUGGCUGUCCUGCAGAGACCCCGGAGGCGUGCAGUCGGCCAGGCCCGGGCACUGGUGGGCCACAGUCCAGCCCCAGUGAACCUUCUGGGCAAGGACUACCAGGCUGUGGGCCUUCACAUCUGGAAGGUGGAGAAGCGGCGGGUCAGCCUGCCCAGGGUCCUAUCUGCACCCCCUGUGGCUGGCACCACAUGUCACGCAUAUGACCGUGAGGUCCACCUGCACUGUGAGCUCUCCCCAGGCUACUACCUGGCUGUCCCCAGCACCUUCCUGAAGGACGUACCGGGGCAGUUCCUGCUGCGUGUCUUCUCCACCGGGAAGGUCUCCCUCAGUGCUGUCAGGCCAGCAGCCAAGGGCGCCUCCCCUGGGACAGCUCUGCCUGCUGGUGAGUGGGAGACCGUGCAGCUUCAGGGCCGCUGGAGAGCUGGCCAGACGGCAGGGGGCAGCAGGAACUUUACCUCCUACCCCUGCAACCCGUGCCUUCCCUUCUCCGUCCCUGAGGGUGCCAGUCCCCGCUGCGUCCGCAUCUCCCUGCGCCAACACUGCCGGCUCAGUGACAGCCAGCUCUACCCCAUCGGUUUCCACGUCUUCCAGGUUCCAGCAGGUGAUGAGAGCCAGGGCACACGCCCCCUACUACUCCAGGAGCCACUGCUGAGCUGUGUGCCACAUCGCUACGCCCAGGAAGUGAGCCGACUCUGCUUCCUGUCUGCAGGAACCUACAAGAUCGUACCCUCCACAUACCUGCCGGACACAGAGGGGGCCUUCACAGUGACUAUAGCAACAAGAAUAGAUAGGCGGUCCAUUCACAGCCAGGAGAUGCUGGGCCAGGUCCUCCAGGAGGUCUCCUUCGUAGCAGUGAUGAAAACCUAACUGGACAUCCCCAUGUGCCAGCUGAGGUGGCUGGGGGCCCAGCAGAGCUGUCACUCCCAGCAGCUGGGACAUCUGUGCAGUACCUGCUGGAUCAGCACUGUGGCAGCUGGCUCUGAGCCUGGGUCACCUCAGCUCUGCAGGGUGACUGUGUGCUGGGGGCCCAGAGUGGGGUGCCCUGCCCUGAAGAGAUGCCAGUCUUGGGGUCCAAUAGGUGCUGCAGGAGGACAGGAACUCCAAGUGGCAACUUUGUUCCACACCCAAGAUCAUGAGAUUCCAGGGUCCCAGGGCCUGGUGCUUGAGAGGCUCCUAGAAUCCCACAUCAUCUUCCAUUGACUCCAGACAGGCCUCAUACCAGGCAGGAAUAUAUUGUGAUAAAUGUUGAAAACUGUUUAUUACUUGAAAUAUUUUUAUGAUGUGACUUUAUAAAUAAAC